Molecule: messenger RNA, 2088 nt
Organism: Peniophora sp. CBMAI 1063
Lineage: Eukaryota; Fungi; Basidiomycota; Agaricomycetes; Russulales; Peniophoraceae
Source: the annotation of a GenBank genome assembly
AUGGCCGAGACGCCGCACUCUGCGAACGACGGCCAAGCUGGCAAUGGCGACGCCUGGAAUGGUUAUAGGAAUCAACAACAGUUGUCGAUGCACGCAAAUCGGAGUGUGCCGAACCUGGCUUCACCGCCCGCGUACGAGGACGGCGACUCCGUGCCGCCGUUGCCGAGCCAAUACGACCCGACGGCGGCGCUAGACAGCUUCAAGUCUCUGCACGUCUCAGACCCCGUCGCGCGCGCCUCGUCGGCUGCCCCGGCCCGUGCGCCGUCCGUCGCGCCGAGCAUCGCGCCCAGCGUCGCAUCUGAUUCACGCUACUACGCCUCACGCGCCUCCGUCGGAUCCGACCAGGACGGCCACCACGCUCAUGCUGGCCUACCGUCGCGCGAUAUUCGCCCGCCUGGACGUGCGCAGACUCAGGCUCAGCCUGCUCAGGCUUAUAUUCCCGAUCCAUAUGCUCAGCAACAGCAACAACAGCAAUACGCCCAGCCGAACAACGGGUACUACGAUCAAGGGUACUACCAGCAGAGUCAAUACGCCCAGUCUACAUAUUCGCAAUCCGAAUACGGGCAUAAUCAGUAUUACUCUGCUGCGUCGGAUGUGCUUGGAGCACCCGCGCCGGGACAAUACGCCUCUCCGGACCCAAAUGCGUACGCGCAGUACGACCCCGCUGCGUAUGCUCAGUACGCCCAGCAACAGCAGCAACAAGACUACUACCAGCAAGGUCCACCAGACCCUCGUUACGCUCAAAGCGUCGCGUCGUUCGGCUCGAAUAACUCUGGUCCUUCGUCUAGCGCUGCGUCGUUCCAUUCUGCUGGUACACACGUCACGUCGCCUCAGGCUCCUUCUAUUGCGCCUUCUGUACAGUCGCAACAGGAGGAGCCCGAGUUCGAGCUCGGUGGACGGCCCGGUAUGGGCGGACGUGGUGACAGCGCUGCGGUCCUUCGUACAGCCAAAACCAAAGCCGUCGACUUGCGCGCACCGCCGUAUACGAAGCAGUACAUCGACGACUACAGGCAACGCAUCAAAGCCGAUCCGGAUCCCGAAGCCCACUUCGCGUACGCUCGGUACCUCAUAGACGCGGCGAAGAAGAUCGGCGGGGACGCGAAGGACCAGCGGGCCGUACGGAAGUACCGUGAUACGCUCAUCCAAGAGUCGUUGAAGACUAUCCGGCGUCUGGCUACGCAGGGACAGCCGUACGACGAGGCGCAGUUCUUCCUGGCGAAUUGUCAUGGGACAGGUAUGCUGGGAUUGCAGGUCGAUCACGAGAAAGCGUACCACCUCUACUUGCAAGCCGCGAAGCAGAACCACGCAGCUGCGACGUACCGCGUUGCAGUGUGCAACGAGAUCGGCGCCGGUACACGGAAGGAUCCCGCGCGUGCAUCGGCGUUCUACCGCAAGGCGGCAUCGCUGGGCGAUACACCGGCCAUGUACAAGCUCGGCAUGAUCCUGCUUCAAGGGUCUCUCGGUGAAGCUCGCAACCCGCGCGAAGCCGUCGGAUGGCUUCGACGCGCGGCGGAGCAGGCAGACGAAGAGUACCCGCACGCUCUACACGAGCUCGCAUUACUCCACGAGAACCCCAACGGUCAGAUCGUCCAAUACGACCCAAUCCAAGCCCGCGAGCUCUACACCCGUGCUGCCUACCUCGGUUACACCCAAUCCCAAUACAAACUCGGCCAAUGCUACGAAUACGGCGCGCUCGGCUGCCCCGUCGACCCGCGCCGGAGUAUCGCGUGGUACACUAAGGCGGCGGAGAAAGGCAACAGCGAGGCCGAGCUUGCGCUGAGUGGGUGGUACUUGACCGGCAGUGAGGGCGUGUUGAAGCAGAGCGACUCCGAGGCGUAUCUGUGGGCGAGGAGGGCGGCGAAUAAGGGCUUGAGCAAGGCGGAGUAUGCGGUGGGGUAUUAUGCUGAGGUUGGGAUCGGGAUCAAGCAGGAUGUUGAGUUCGCGAAGAGGUGGUAUAUGCGUGCUGCUGCUCAAGGCAAUAAGCGCGCGAUGAACCGUCUCACGGAGAUGAAGCGCCAGGGCAACAAGCGCUCGGCGAUCGCGCGGCCGACGCGCCAGCAGGCGGAGAAGGAGUGUGUGAUCGCAUAG